Molecule: messenger RNA, 1455 nt
Organism: Erigeron canadensis
Lineage: Eukaryota; Viridiplantae; Streptophyta; Magnoliopsida; Asterales; Asteraceae
Product: signal peptide peptidase-like
Exons: 13
Coding region: 261-1274 (337 amino acids)
Biological process (GO): membrane protein proteolysis
Cellular component (GO): cytoplasmic side of endoplasmic reticulum membrane; membrane; lumenal side of endoplasmic reticulum membrane
Molecular function (GO): aspartic endopeptidase activity, intramembrane cleaving
Source: RefSeq, a predicted model, not a curated record
AAUAUAUAACUAUUUAUUAUCGUUUAGUGUGCAGAUAAUAUCAACAUUCAAAGUAGUAGUGCACCGGAACUGCAUCAGAACCACCACCGCCGGCGCCGUUACAGGAACGGAUCGAUCGAUCUCUUGAUUUAUUUACGGCGGUUAGAUAAUCUCGUUCUUUCUUCAGUUCCGGUCAUAAUUCGGUUUCCAAUUAGCAACCAAAGAUUAACUCAUUAUCUGUAGCAUAGCUCUUCUGAAAUCACUUAUUUGUAGUUGUGAUAAUGAAGAAUGGGGAGCGAGCUGCAAAUGUUGCUUUAGCCGUUCUAACAUUGGCGCCAUUAGUUGUGAAAGUAGAUACAAAUGUAAAUGUUAUAUUAACCGCAUGCCUCACGGUAUACGUGGGAUGCUAUCGUUCUGUCAAGCCAACACCUCCUUCGGAGACAAUGACUAGUGAGCAUGCAAUGCGUUUUCCGUUCGUUGGCAGUGCAAUGUUGUUGUCAUUGUUCUUGCUUUUUAAAUUCUUAUCAAAAGACUUGGUGAACGCAGUCCUGACUGCCUACUUCUUCAUACUUGGGAUCAUUGCUCUUUCGGCCACUCUCUUACCUGCAAUUGCACGGUUUCUACCAAACAAGUGGAAUGAUGAUGUAAUAAUAUGGCGAUUCCCAUACUUUCGCUCUUUGGAGAUUGAGUUCACAAGGUCUCAAGUUGUUGCUGCUAUCCCUGGUACCUUUUUUUGCGCAUGGUAUGCCGCACAGAAGCAUUGGCUGGCUAACAACAUAUUGGGUCUUGCGUUCUGCAUUCAGGGAAUCGAAAUGCUUUCUCUUGGCUCUUUCAAGACUGGUGCCAUUUUGUUGAGUGGUCUUUUUGUAUAUGAUAUAUUCUGGGUUUUUUUCACACCAGUGAUGGUCAGCGUUGCCAAAUCAUUUGAUGCACCUAUCAAGCUUCUGUUCCCGUCAAGAAUCGUUGCACGCCCCUUUUCCAUGCUUGGUCUAGGAGACAUUGUGAUUCCAGGAAUCUUUGUAGCGUUGGCAUUACGAUAUGAUGUGUCAAGAGGGAAGCAGAGCCACUACUUUAAAAGUGCUUUUGUGGGGUAUACAGUAGGUUUGGUCGCCACAAUUGUUGUCAUGAACUGGUUCCAAGCUGCACAGCCGGCUCUAUUAUAUAUCGUUCCAGGAGUAAUUGGGUUCUUGGGUGCUCAUUGCAUAUGGAAUGGAGAAGUCAAACCGUUGUUGGAGUUCGACGAGUCAAAAACAGCUAGUUCAGGAGAUGAAACAAGUAGCAAGAAGUUGGAGUAAAAUUUGGAAACGAUACAUCUGUUUUUCUUACAAUAGGUCAUUUAACUUAUGCAAUUUUCAUAGACGUUUACUAGAUUUUCUAUAGUCCUUUCGACCAUUAAUAUAUUUUGGUUUUUUAUGUAUUUACUUUACUGUAUCAGUGAUAGCUUCUGAUUUAUCUUAUUUCACAUGUUUAUUGAUA